Racocetra fulgida is the source of this 214-nucleotide messenger RNA. NCBI's taxonomy places the organism in Eukaryota, Fungi, Glomeromycota, Glomeromycetes, Diversisporales, Gigasporaceae. The record is from the annotation of a GenBank genome assembly.
UUCUUGGCUGUUAAUUUUGUUUUAGCCGAAAAUAUAAAUCCAAGAAUUGGUGAAAGAUUGGAAAAACGUCAAGGUCCAAAAGGAAAAGGAAAAACAACACCCGAUAAUACUAACACACCACCCGAUAAUCCUAACACACCACCCGAUAAUCCUGGUGUUCCUACAGAAACUACUACUACUAGGCGUGGAUUUAGACCUUCUACAUCUCCAAAUA